Batrachochytrium dendrobatidis JAM81 is the source of this 738-nucleotide messenger RNA. RefSeq names its product translation initiation factor 6. The transcript is spliced from 4 exons. Gene Ontology annotation, biological process: maturation of LSU-rRNA; assembly of large subunit precursor of preribosome; ribosomal subunit export from nucleus. Gene Ontology annotation, molecular function: ribosomal large subunit binding. Bases 1 to 738 code for a protein of 245 amino acids. Gene Ontology annotation, cellular component: preribosome, large subunit precursor; cytosol; nucleolus. NCBI's taxonomy places the organism in Eukaryota, Fungi, Chytridiomycota, Chytridiomycetes, Rhizophydiales. The record is from RefSeq and is a predicted model, not a curated record.
AUGGCUGUUCGUGCUCAAUUCGAGAAUUCCAAUGAUAUUGGUGCCUUUGCAAAGCUAUCAAACUCCUAUUGCCUUGUUGCAAUUGGUGGAUCUGAAAACUUUUAUAGUGUUUUUGAGAGCGAGCUUGCUGAUGUGGUUCCUAUUGUGCAUACAUCGAUUGGAGGAAACCGCAUUAUUGGUCGUUUGAGUGCUGGUAACCGACAUGGUUUAUUGCUCCCCAACUCCACUACUGAUCAAGAACUCCAGCAUAUCCGCAACUCACUCCCCGAUGCUGUGGCAGUUCAGAGAAUUGAAGAGCGAUUGUCCGCCCUUGGAAAUGUGAUUGCAUGCAAUGACUAUGUUGCACUGGUUCAUCCAGAUAUUGACCGAGAAACUGAAGAGAUCAUUGCAGACACCCUCAAGGUUGAGGUGUUUCGCCAAACCAUAGCUGGUAAUGUUCUAGUGGGUAGCUAUUGUUCCCUGAGCAACCAAGGUGGACUCGUCCAUCCCAAAACAUCCGUCGAGGAUCAGGACGAGCUUUCGUCGCUACUGCAAAUCCCUCUCGUGGCUGGAACAGUAAACCGUGGUUCGGAUUUAAUUGGAAGUGGACUGAUUGUCAACGAUUGGAGUGCAUUUGCCGGUCUCGACACCACAAGCACAGAGCUCUCUGUAAUCGAAAGCAUCUUCAGGUUGCAGGAUAAGCGACCCACUUAUGUUGUAAACGAAAUCAGAGACUCUCUUAUUGACAGCAUGGCAUAA